AUGCCGUUUAAUUUCGUGAAGUGGGAAGCAACGGUCUUGUUAAUCAAACCUAUCUGGGAAGCAGCCAAUUUAAGAUUUUCACCGGAUUUGGUAAAAUUAUUCCUCAAGAAGGCAGCCGAUCACAUCGGAACUAUUAUGCGGGAAGAAUUCAAGGAGCAAACUAUACAUUUAAAAAUAGAUUCUGCCACCCGUCACGAAAGGAGCAAUUUCGGAAUCAAUGCCCAGUAUAUUUCAGACGAUGGGAAGAUCAGAAUCCGGCAUUUAGGAUGGCUUGGAGCGGCAAGUUGGGCGAUGUCCCUGCUAGCGGCCACAAUUGUUGUUGCUCUUUGCCGAAGAAAGUCCACUCGACUUACAGCGGUCCUCGGAGGAUUGGUCCUGGCGCUCGGGAUCCUGUUUACCUCUUUUGCCACCCAACUGCACCAGGUGGCGUUCAGCUACGGCGUCAUCGUCGGAGUCGGAGCGGCCAUGGUGCGGGAAUCGGCGGCCGUCAUGUUGGGCCAUUACUUCAAACGGCGGAGACAAUUUGUCGAGAUGAUUACGAUGUCGGGCGAAGGUGUCGGAGUGGCACUGUUUUCUGUGAUACUGAAGGAAGGAGUCGGGAAAAUGGGCUGGCGCCUGGGUCUUCAAGCCGUCACCGGACUGGUUUCGUUCAGCUUCUUCAUGGGCCUCCUCUAUCGGCCAGCGUCCCUCUAUCAUCCCCAGCGGCGGGCCAUCUUGCAUCUGAAAAACCAAAGGAAAAAGGUAAAAGAGAAGAAGACCCAUGUCCGGACCCCGAAGCCACCGUUUCUGGAUUUCACGCCGCUCAAAAUGCCCUCGGUGCGGAUGCUCUCGAUUUCUGCGGCCACGGCAGCGUUUGGCAUCUACUCUCCUAUCUUUUUCCUGUCCCUGCACGGUUUCACGGAAGGUCACGACAUGCAGGACCUGGUACUGCUGCAAACCUUCCUCGGACUGUCGAUUGCACUAGGAAUUGUGUUCAGCGGGUCUUCCAUCAACAAAACACUCGAACUGUCGUUCAAAAAGAUUCGAAUAUCUCGUCAAUACGUCUGUCAGGGCUGUGUUACACUAGUUUCGUUAUCGCUGCUAAUCCUGUCGGCCGUUGCCGAUUACCGGGGACUUUGUUUUUCCGCCUGGGCCUAUGGUUUGGGUCUUGGAGGCUAUCGAUACACGCUCAAAAUGCUGGCAAUCGAGCGAAUCCGCGGCAAGUAUUUUUCCAAAGCCUGGGGCUUUAUCAAAAGUGCGGAAUCCUUGCCGGUUCUGUUCGGGGUGCCGCUGUGUGCAUUCCUAAAUGAUUCAUCCCACCGUUACGGCCGGGCAGGAUAUUACAUUUGUGCUGCGAGUGCUGCCAUCUCAGCCAUCAUCCUGUUCUUCGUGGGGCACCCGGAUGGCAAGAACAUGAACUAUUCUGCUAAUGGGUCCAUUACGUCACGAUGUACGGCACCCACAUCCUCGACUGACUGUCAGCGUAUGCUGAAUCGUAGUUUCUCAUCCCAACGCUUCAACAACCAUCAGUGGUCCUAUCCGAACACACAGAGCACCAAUAUGUCCAGCGGCUAUCAUCCGGCAGGACGAGGUUCAUUCGGUUCUCAAUCGCAGCGCUGCCUGUCCAGCCAAUUCAUGAAUGGUGGCCUCGGACUGAGCGGGGGAGUGGCGAAUUCCGGACCAGCUGGCCGUAGUACCACCAAUCUUGUGGGGGCGGCGGCGGCUGGAUCUGGCCAGGCCACGCACAACCACAACUACCACAGCCCAUACUGCCAAAGCCGUGGCCAACCUCACGGUCAUCAUCAUCAUGGUCGGCUGCAUAAGAGUCUUUCAUUUGCCUUCCAGACGCCGUUCUUCGACGAUGAGGAGCGGUCUCAACCGAUGGGCGGCUGUCAGCGAAUGGGGGGCCACGGAGGCCAAUAUACGGCGGCCGAUUAUCCUCCCAGUAGGAGCUACUCACGAUGUGAAAUCCACCAUCAUGGUCAGCAUCAGCAGCAGCAGCAACAACAGCAAAGUAAUCAUCAUCGGACCCCAACGACGGUCGGGGUUCAUCCGGCGUCAUCCUCGGCCGGCGUCUACUUCUGCUCCAACGGCCUCCAGAGUAAUCCAUCGCGAAGCCGGAGUGUCCCGGAAGGACUAUCCACCGGGCAUCAACCGGAAGCCGGGCCCGACUGCCAUUCCUGGAAUCACUGCCACUGGACCACGGCCAACGGGGUCAACUUCUGUCGGCCGACGCGCCCGGUUCAAGUCGUGGAGCAGAUCACCACAUCCGUUUGACUAAAGUUUAAGGUUAUGCGAUUUUUCCUCUGCAUUUCGAUUCACCUGUUGGAAGGAUUGUUCUCGUAGUUUGUUCAACGUGUUGCGCUCAGGACAGCGAAAUUCGAAUUCCGGGUUGUGGGCUCUCAACCGGCCUCUCACCCACAUCAUAAAUCAACCAAAAUUUUUGGAGCCAACAUAACGCGCGGUUGUCAUAACACAUAUACUAAAAUUGGAUUGAUAAAAAAAUUCUUAUAUUUAACCCCCCACUCCAUACCAUGACUUUCUCUCUUAGUGUAGGCGAAGGGUAGCGAAUUGAGGCGGACGGAUGAGAAAAAAAUAACCAACGCCAAUAUAGCCCCCAUGAUGUAGAAAAUGAUAAAUGUGUUCAAUACACCGAAUAUAAUUAAUUGCAAAAGCGGAAACGAUCCGUGCAGCUAAACUGUGAAGCGUGCUCGAUUUAAUCAACAACCUAAGCAAGGCGAAACUCCGGCCGGAAACGACCCACCCAGAGAUCCUGGAAAAACGAAAUCGAAACUCGAUUUCAAAAUCAGGACAACCUGCCGGAAAAUUCUGCUAUGUACCCUAGAAAGAGUGAAAACCAAUUAGAAAAAAAUGCAAAUCGCGCUAUCGUUUCGACAUUGAUUGUCGAAAAAGGGUGGAAAAAACGACUUUGAGAGAAACGUGAUGGCUUCAUGGCGGCGGGACUGAAGCGUAAUUCUAAAGUGUGUAUGUACGUGUCUGUAAAUAGUUCUGUUCCCAAUGGAUCACUACCAACUGGUGUGUCCAUUGUUAAAAUUAGUUAUCGAGUGCCAACCGAGAAGCGGCGUCCCAUUGAAAAUAUCCGGAACCCCACGAAUCAGCAGGAAGUUGGUCUGUAACUGUGAGUUAACUUUGAUUCAGUGCCAAGUUGAUGAUUUAUCGGGACGAAUGCAGUCAACGGCGCUAUCCGGUAGAUUAAAUUUUGGCGUUAGCAGAUUUAAUCAAACUUUGGCCAAUGGGUGAGAUACUUUGAUUGAAAAUUAGAUUUGAGGUUUGUAUGUAACACUUUGUGAUUUUAGCCAUUGAAUAUCGAGUUGAUUUGAGAAAAAUUUAAAACCGAGUCCUGAAUUUCGAGUGCUGGAUUACGAGUUGGGAAUAACGAGUUGUGAAUUCCGUGUUUUCACUGCCGUGUUUUGAAUUCCGGGUUCUGAAUUAAAGUACUGAAUUUCAAGUUCUUGAUUCCGUAUUCUAAGUUCCGAGCUCUGAAUUCCGAAUUCUGAAUUCCGGGUUCUGAAGUCCGAGUCCUUAAUUCGUCGUCCUGAAUCCAAAGUUUAUAAUUCCGAGUUCUGAUUUCUGAAGUCUGAGCUCUGAAUUUUGUGUUCUGAAUUCCAAGUUUUGAAUUUUGAAUUUCUAGAUUCUAGUUCUGCAUUCCGAAUCCUGAAUUCCGAGUUUUGAAUUGCGAGUCUGAAUUCCGAGUUCUAAAGUCCGAGUUUUGAAUUUACAAGUUAUCAAUUUCGAGUUCCAAAUUCCGAGCUCAAUUUUUCAUAUUCUGAACUCCGAAUUCCAAGUUUUUAAUUCCAGUUCUGAAUUCCGAGGUUUGAUUUCCGGGUUCAAUAUUCCGUAUUCUGAACUCCAGAUACUGAAUUUUGAAUUCCGACUUUUGAAUUCAGAGUUUAAAACUCCAAGUUUCCUAAAUUCGAUUUCUCAAUUCCAUGUUCUUAGUUAGUUGAAGUUCGAGUUCUGAAUUCAUCGUCCUGAAGUUUAUAAUUUCGAGUUCUGUGUUCUGAGGUCUGAGUUCUGAAUUCCAAAUUUUGAAUCUCAAAUUUUUCAAAUUUGCGAAUCUGAAUUCCGAGCUCCGAACUCCGAGUUCUGAAUUUCCAAGUUCUCAAUUUCAAGUUCUGAAUUCCGAGAUCUGAAUUCCAAGCUCAAUAAUCCAUAAUCUGAACUUCUAAUUUCGAGUUUCUUAUUUCCGAGUUCGGAAUUCCAUGUUCUUAGUAAACAGUUUUCAAUUCCGAGUUCUUAAUUACGUGUUUCAAAUUCCAAGUUCUGAAUUCCGAGUACUGAAGUCCGAGCUUUGAAUUCCGAGUUCCGAGCUCUGAAGUCCGAGUUUUUUGUAAUUCCUCGUCCUGAAUUCCAAGCAUUCGAAUUCUGUAUUCUGGAGGCUUAGUUCAGAGUUUUGUGUUCUGAAUUCCAAGUUUUGAAUUUCAACUUUCGGAUUUCAAGAUUUUAGUUCUGCUUUCCGAAUUUUGAAUUCCGAGUUUUGCAUUCCGAUUUUUUAUAAUUCCGAGUUCUGAAUUCCAUGUUCUUAGCUCUGAGUUUUUGAUUCCGAGUUCUAAAUUACGAAUCCUUGCUUCCGAGUAUUGAAGUCUGAGCUCUGAAUCCUGAGUUCUGAAGUCCUAGAUCUGAAUAGCUAGUCCUGUAUUUCAAGUAUUUAAUUCCGAGUUCUGUAUUCGAAGUCUGAGUUCUGAAUAUUGUGUUCUGAAUUCCAAUCGAAGUUUUUAAUCUCGAAUUUCGAAUUUCUAGAUUUUAGUUCUGCUUUCUGAAUUCUGAAUUCCGAGUAUUGAAUUGCGAGUCUGAAUUCCGAGUUCUGAAUUUCCAAGAUCUUAAUUUCGAAUUCUGAAUUCCGAGGUCUGAAUUCCGAGUUCAAUAUUUCGUAUUCUGAACACCGGAUUCCGAGUUUUGAGUUCCGAGAUUUGAAUUAAGAAUUCUAAAUAACUAGUAUUUUAAUUCCGAGUUCUGAAUUCCAUGUUCGUAGUUCAGAGUUUUUAAAUCCGAGUUCUAAAUUCCGAUUUCUAAAUGCCAAGUUCUAAAUUCCGAGUACUGAAGUCCGAGCUCUGGAUUCAAAAUACUGAAUUCCGAGCUCUGCAGUCUGAGUUCUGAAUUACUCGUGCUGAAUUCCAACUUUAUAAUUCCGAGUUCUGUAUGCUGAAGUCUGAGUUCUGAAUUUUGUGUUCUGAACUCCAAGUUUUGAAAUUUGACUUCCGAAUAUCUAGAUUUUAGUUCUGCUUUCCGAAUUCUGAAUUCCGAGUUUUGAAUUUCGAGUUCCGAAGUCCGAGUUCUGAAAUUCCAAGUUCUUAAUUUCGAGUUUUGAAUUUCGAGAUCUGAAUUCCGGGCUCAAUAUUCCGUAUUAUGAACUCCGAAUUCCCAUUAUUUGAAUUUCGAGUUCUGAACUCCAUUUCGAGUUCUAAAUAACGAGUUCUAAAUUGCGAGUUCUAAUUUCCGAGUACAGAAGUCCGAGCUCUGGAUUCCGAAUUCCGAGUUCUGAAGCCCGAUUUCUGAAUUCCUCAACCUGAAUUCCAAGUAUAUAAUACCGAGUUUUGUAUUCUGAAGUCUGAGUUCUGAAUUAUGUGCUCUGAAUUUAAAGAUUCGAAUUUUGACUUUCGAAUUUCUAGAUUCUGCUUUCCGAAUUUUGAAUUCCGAGUCUGAAUUCCGAGUUCGGAAGUCCGAGUUCUGAAUUACCAAGUUCUCAAUUUCAAGUUUUGGAUUCCGAGGUCUGAAUGCCGAGUUUAAUAUUUCGUAACCUGAGUUAACUUCAAAUAUUCAAAUUCUUAGUUCUGAAUUCCAUGUUCUUAGUUCUGAGAUUUUAAUUUCGAAUUCUAAAUUACAAGUUCUUACUUCCGUCCGAGUACUGAAGUCCAAGCUUUGAAUUUCGAAUUCUGAUGGCCGAGUUUUCAAUUCCUCGUCCUGAAUUCCAUAUUUAUAAUUCCGAGUUUCGUAUUCUGAAGCCCGAGUUCUAAAUUUUGUAUUCUGAAUUCCAAGUUUUGAAUUUAGAAUUUUGAAUUUCUAGAUUUCAGUUCUGCAUUCCGAAUUCUGGAUUCCAAGUUUCAAGAUCUGAAUUCCGGGUUCAAUAUUCAAUAUGCUGAACCCCGAAUUCCGAAUUUAGGAUUCUGAGAUUUGAAUUAAGAGUUUUAAAUCCAAGUUUUUUUAUUCCGAGUUCUGAGUUCCAUGUUCUUAGUUCAGAAUUAUUCAAUUCGCAGUUCUAAAUUCAGAGAUUGAAGUCCGAGCUCUGAAUCGCGAAUUCUGAAUUCCAAGUUUAAAAUUUCGAGUUUUUUAAUUCCGACUUCAGAAUUCCAUGUUCUAAGUUCAGAGUUUUUUAAUCCGAAUUCAAAACUACGAGUUCUAAAUUCCAAGUUCUAAACCGAGUACUGAAGUCCGAGUUCUGAAUUCCUCGUCCUGAAUUCCAAGUAUAUAAUUACAAAUUUUGUAUUCUUAUGGCUGAAUUCUGAAUUUUGUGAUCUGAAUUCCAAGUUUUGAAUUUCGACUUUCAAAGUUCUAGAUUUUAGUUCUGCUUUCUGAAUUCGGAAUUCAGAGUUCUAAAUUCCGAGUACUUAAUUCCGAGUACUGAAGUCCGAGCUCUGAAAUCCGAAUUCUGAAUUCCUCGCCCUUAAUUUCAAGUUUAUAAUUCCGAGUUCUGUAUUCUAAAGUUCGAGUUCUGAAUUUUGUGUUCUGAAAUCCAAGAUGUGAAUUUCGAGUUUCUAGAUUUUAGUUCUGCUUUCCGAAUUCUGAAUUCCAAGUUUUGAAUUGCAAGUCUGAAUUCCGAGAUCCUUAGUCCGAGUUCUGAAUUACCAAGUUCUCACUUUCUGAAUUCCGAUAUCUGAAUUUCGAGUUCUAUUUUUCAUAUUCUGAACUCCGAAUUCCGAGUUUUUAACUGUAAUUUUAUUAGUUCCGAGUUCUAAAUUCCAUGUUCUUAGUUCUGAAUUUUUAAUUUCAAGUUCUAAAAUACAAGUUCCGAGUACUGAAGUUCAAGCUCUGAAUUCCUCGUCUUGAAAUAAAAGUAUAUAACUCCGAGUUUUAUAUUCUGAAGUCUUAGUUCUGAAUUCAAAGUUUUGAAUUUCGAAUUUCUAGAUUUUAAUUCUGCUUUCCGAAUUCUGAACUCCGAGUUUUGAAUUGCGAUUCUGAAUUCCGAGCUCCGAACUCCUAGUUCUGAAUUUCCUAGUUCUUGAUUUCAAGUUCUGAAUUCCGAUAUCUGAAUUCCAAGCUUAAUAAUCUGAAUUCUUAACUCGGAAUUCCAAGUUUUGGAUUCUGAUAUCUGAAUUUCAUAUUCUUAGUUCUGAGUUUUUAAUUUCGAGUUCUAAAUUCCGAGUACUGAAGUCCGAGUUCUGAAUUUCAAGUUCUGAGUUGCAAGUUCUGAAUUCCAAGUUCUGAACUUCAAGUUCCGGAUUCCGGGUUCUGAAUCCCCAGUAAUUCAGUGUUCUUAAUUCAAAGUUUUGAAAUCCAAGUUCUGAGUUUCGAGGUUCUGAAUUCCGAUUUCUGAAUCCUAAGUAUUCUGAGUUCUGAAGUCCGAGUUCUGAUUUCAGAUUCUGAAUCAUGAAACUUAAUACUUAAUCAAACUUCUCAAACUUAUUUAUUUCCAAAAAAUGAUAAAAAAAAAUUGUGAUUGUGAUCAUGAAUUUUCAAUCUACAUUUAACCAAAAUCUAACUUUGAAGUCUGAAUCCGGAUCUGGUCACGGAAUUUAUAUUUAAAUCCUUAUUCCGAAUUUCAACCUGGUUUUUUAUUAAAUGUUUUGAACAAGAAUUUAGAAUUUCAAUCUACAUGGAAUAUUUUUAGUCUGAUGUGUCUAAUGGCUGUUGGAAUAUGAACUCAAUGUUUUUAUUCGUUUUUCAAACAAUUUCUCACUUGUUGAUAGUAAAUUAGUCGCGAAUAAUGAAUUUCAAAAGAUAGACUCCAAAAGUCUCACAGACUCCAAAAAGUAAGAUUAAGCUUACCAAAUUGCCCAGAUUUUGCGCAGAUGUUUUCACUUUACUUGCAAAACCAAUCAAAACUUUAAAUUGAGUCUUUAUAAUUAUGUAUCUUGCCAUUAAAAAAAAUGUUGAAAUUUUUUUUGUCAAAAUAAACAAAAUCGAAUUUUUGGAAUCCUAAAAUAUAGUUCGAAAUCGGCUGAUUUGUUGCGGUAAAACAAUCGGGUUUACAAUUGUUUAUCUUCUUGAAUUAAAGGAAUAAUUCCGAAAUUAGCCUCUUAUUGCCCGGAUUCUGAAAAAAAAAUUCGAAACAAUAUGCACAAUUUAACAUAAGAUAGCCCGAAAAUAUCUAGUAAGUAGUUAGGUACCUAGUUUAUUGUUCUUGAUUUUCAUUUUGGGUCACCAUUGGGACAGAAUCCUGAUUCGAAUCUUGGAUUUGUAUUUCAAACUAAAAUAAGAUGGAUUUUUCAUAUUCGAAACUCAUCAUUUCGAAAUAUGAAAAUAAAAUAUUUGAAAUUCAAACCAUUAGAUUUCGACUUGAAAUUUUAAUCCUCGUUAUAUAGCAUAAAUAUGAAGUUUAUGAGUCCAAAAUUCAAAAAUCUGAAACAAUUUCACCAUUCGAAAUUUUUGUUCAAAUUUACAAGUUGAUUUACGAGUGAGUUAAAAUAAAAAUAUAUUAAAACCCAUAAAUGAAGUAAGAGAUUUCUGGUUGAGGGCUCUGAUCAAAUCUCGUUUUUGGGUUUAAAUUCAUAGGAAUUCUUAUCUGGAAUUAAGAUUCAGAUUUUGAAUCUAGGAUCAAAAUGCAGGAUUCAGAUUCGGAAUAAAAAUUUAAAAUUUUAAAUUCGUAUUCAGACUCAGCUCGAAGUUAAGUUUUAUAAUCAAGAUUAAAAUAGCAAUUUGAAAACUUCAUUAAGGUUUCAAGUUGAAAGAGAUUGCUGUUUCAUAACUUUUAUUCUAGAUUCCAAAUAAAGUAUUUAAAUGCAAUCAGAGUCAGUCAGAAACACUAACCUGGUGAAAAUUAUAGAAUAAGACCUGGAUUCAUUCGAUAAAACAUAUUUUUUUGAAAAAAAAAAUUGAAAACUCUAUUCAAAAGGGUUUAAAUAUGAAAUAUAAAUUUAUUAUUAAUAAUUUUUGUUAGUAAAACAAAGUUGGUAAAGUAAAGUAAGUAAGUUGAUUCAUUUGGAAUUAUGUUAUAAGAAUUUGGGUGAAUAUUCAAGAUAUUUGCCGAUGCCAGAAAGGGUUAGAAAAAAUUCCCUAAAUAUUACUUAAAACAUACUUUGUAUCUCACCCAUUUGUAAGGAAAGGGCACUGUUAUUGAAAUGGUAACUCAACUGACUCGAUUGACACACUCUAAGCAUAAAGUUUAAAAUGUAAACAAACAAAAGGAAAAACCAAAGGCGUGUCCCCACGAAAGACACCACACUGUUUUGUUAAUCGCAGAGUUGUUUAUUUUAUGUUUUGAUGUUAGCUUGUUAAGUUACUGAUUCGCUACCCCGCGUGUAACGAAGAUAAAUUUAAGUAAGAAGCAAAUUUACUGAUAUGUUGAAAACAAACAAUCUGUGAGCAAGAGAUAUAGGACAAAAAAUAAACUUAGAAUUUAUUAACAUUGUUUCAGUUA
This is a messenger RNA of Uranotaenia lowii, 9514 nucleotides long. RefSeq names its product monocarboxylate transporter 7-like. Gene Ontology annotation, biological process: transmembrane transport. Gene Ontology annotation, molecular function: monocarboxylic acid transmembrane transporter activity. The coding region runs from base 1 to 2256 and encodes 751 amino acids. The transcript has 9 exons. The record is from RefSeq and is a predicted model, not a curated record. Lineage: Eukaryota; Metazoa; Arthropoda; Insecta; Diptera; Culicidae.